Phoenix dactylifera (date palm) is the source of this 2553-nucleotide messenger RNA. NCBI's taxonomy places the organism in Eukaryota, Viridiplantae, Streptophyta, Magnoliopsida, Arecales, Arecaceae. The record is from RefSeq and is a predicted model, not a curated record.
AUGCUGAUGGGGUUCAUAUCCUUGCUCUUGACCGUUAGCCAAGGCCUCAUAUCCAAAACAUGCGUGCCCAAAAGCGUGGGCAAUUCAUGGCACCCAUGUAGACCAGAAGACGAGGCUGCCACCACCGGCACCGGAGAUGAUGACUCCGAAGAUCUUCAUGGGACCACCGGCCGGAGACUGCUGCAGACUGAAUCAUCUACCAUUUUCCGACGCAUUUUAGCCGGAGGGGGGAACGACGAGUGCGCAGCCCAGGAUAAAGUUCCAUUCAUUUCCUCCAAGGGUAUCCACCAGCUCCACAUGUUUAUCUUCGUCUUGGCCGUCUCCCAUGUUCUCUACUGCAUAAUUACAAUGGCUUUAGGCAGACUAAAGAUGAGACGCUGGAAAGGCUGGGAAUUGGAAACUAAAACAAUUGAAUAUCAAUUUUCACAUGAUCCUGACAGGUUUAGAUUUGCAAGAGAUACAUCUUUCGGUCGUCGGCAUUUAGACUUCUGGAGCAAAUCGCCCAUUCUCAUUUGGAUUGUAUGCUUCUUCAGACAGUUUCUGAGAUCAGUUCCUAAAGUUGACUACUUGACGCUACGACAUGGCUUCAUAAUGGCUCAUUUGGCUCCCCAAAGCUCGACAAAGUUUAACUUUCAGAAAUAUAUUAAGAGAUCACUUGAAGAAGAUUUCAAAGUUGUUGUUGGGAUAAGCCCAACAAUAUGGUUCUCUGCAGUAAUAUUUCUGCUACUCAACACUCACGACUGGCACUCCUAUUUGUGGCUACCAUUCAUCCCUUUGAUUAUAAUUCUCCUAGUGGGAACAAAACUUCAGGUGAUAAUAACAAAGAUGGCUAUACGUAUUAUGGAGCGUGGAGAUGUCGUGAAGGGUAUCCCUGUCGUCCAGCCCACAGAUGAUCUCUUCUGGUUCAACCGUCCUGGCCUUCUACUCCAUCUCAUACAUUUUGUCCUUUUUCAGAAUGCAUUUCAACUUGCAUUUUUUGCUUGGAGCUGGUCCGAAUUUGGCCUCCCUUCAUGCUUCCACAAGAAUAUAGAAGACAUCAUCAUCAGAAUCUCCAUGGGUGUCCUCAUACAGGUAUUAUGUAGCUAUGUCACACUACCUCUCUAUGCACUGGUAACGCAGAUGGGGUCCAACAUGAAGCCUACCAUCUUCAGUGAGAGAGUGGCAACUGCCCUAAGGAAAUGGCAUGAUACAGCAAGAAAGCACUUGAAAGAGAGCCGACGGUCUAGCAGUGUGACACCUUUGUCUACAAGUAGGCCAGCAACCCCAACCCAUGGCUUAUCACCAGUACACCUCUUACGACACUAUAGGAGUGAGGUGGACAGCCUCCAAGCUUCCCCGAGGCGAUCUACUAUAGAUGAUGAACAGUUUGAUCUAGAAGGGACACCAUCACUAUCCCACCACACAAUCAGUGGAGCUUCGUUCCACCAUAUGCAACAAGGACAAGUAGAUGGAGGAAGAGAGAUGCAAGUAUUUGGUGAUACAACAGAGCAGAAACAGCCGCAUGACAUUGAGUCCAACCAAGGAGCUAGUUAUCUUUCUAUUGACUUUUCUUUUGAUAAGAGACGAUCACCGAGUAGCUCUCACAUGGUAAAGCUUUAAAGGUCAUUUCUUCCAUGCGUGAUAAUUGGCACCAAAGGCAUGAGAGCAAUGAUCAGGUUAAUCAGUGUAUACACAGUACUUUUGUAUUUUGUAACAGUUUUGGUAGAAAGAUGUUGGUAUUCAUGGCAUAGAUUGUCAUAAACAAUGAAGCAAGGACAUAGGAUAUAUACACGUACACGAUACAAACACACCGAUCUUGAAGAAGUAGGAUACACAUGGCUGGAUUAAAUAAAUAAAUGUAAAAAAGUUGAAUUCCUAAACACUAUAAUAAUAUAGGCUUUCAGCAACAUAAAAGUUAUGCUGAAAGUCAUAAAAUAGACACUAAAUAAUUAUCAUGGCAGAUUAGCAGCCAAAAAAGAAAAAAAGAGUAGGCUUGUGAGCCACCAUAGUUGAAUUUUUAGCAGCAAUAUAUGUACUAUGACUCCACACAAAAAAAGUGCUUCUGUUAAAUAGAAUGAGUUUAAGUAGCCACAUCUUUUGCCGCUAUAGGUCUGCAUGAUUUUCUAGAGGAAAUUGUUUUUGCCACUAUAAAAGCCAUUGCUAUAACCCUAUUUUCCUGUAGUGAGAGUUUAAGUUGCAUUACAAAAGCUUAUAAAGUUGUCAUGCAAGAAGUCAGAGAGAGAGAGAGUAGAUCAUGACAGAUAAAUGAUUAUGUGCAAAGGAUCUCCAUUCCACCAGUUGGCACCUCUCUCCAUGUUGCUGGAGCUGAGUAUACUUUUCCGGUUAGACUUAGAAAGGUUGUGGUGAAAGCAUUAUUCUUAAAUAAAAGAAAAGAAAAGAAAAGAAAAGAAAAGAAAAGAGAAUUAAUCAAUGAUAUGCCCCAUAGUUACACCAACUCCUGUCCUUAAUGUCAAGUAUGUCGACAGCAUCUACCAAAUACAUGGAAAUUUACCCCCAAUAAUAUAAAGCAACAUUCACAAUAUGCAAAAAAUAUUUAAACAUAAAUAAAUAAAA